CUUAAAGCCACCACCUAAGGAUGGAGUGACAAAAAGCAACCCUUCAAAAAGGCAUCGUGAGAGACUCAAUGCAGAACUCGAUCUUUUAGCAUCUUUGUUGCCAUUCGAACAAAAUAUUUUAAGUAAAUUGGAUAGACUGAGUAUUUUAAGGCUUUCAGUCAGCUACUUGAGGACUAAAAGUUAUUUUCAAGUGGUCAUGCAUAAGGAGAAGGAGGAAAAUGGAAUGAUUCACAUACAUCACUCAUCACAUGAUAGUUACAGAACGAGGGAGUUGGGCAUUUUCGAGAAUGGAUUGCUUGAUGCUGACGUUUUCCUUCAACUCUUGUAUGACACGUUUUAUAAUAAAAAAGAUGAUAACACAAUAUUAAAAUCAUAUUAUCUCUUGCUUCCAUUACAGGCUCUCAAUGGGUUUUUAAUGAUACUAACUUGUGAAGGAGAAGUUUUCUUCGCAACGCAUAGCAUAGAAAGUUAUUUGGGAUUUCAUCAGUCGGAUAUUGUUCAUCAGUCGGUUUAUGAGCUUGUCCAUUCUGAGGAUCGUGAAGAACUUCAGAGACAGCUUUUAUGGAAUUCUUUCCUUCCUCCGGAUUUAUCGGGGAUGCCAUUAUCAGAAGCUUUGGCGCCGGAUAAACUGCAUUAUCUAGAAAGAAGUUUUACUGUUCGCUUCCGCUGCUUGCUCGACAAUACAUCUGGAUUUUUGCGACUAGAUAUACGAGGGAGAGUGAAAAUAUUGCAUGGUCAAAAUAGAAAAACCGAAGAACCUCCUUUAGCAUUAUUCGCAUAUUGCACACCAUUUGGACCGCCUAGUUUACUUGAAAUACCUCAAAAGGAAAAUAUGUUUAAAUCAAAACAUAAACUCGACCUGUCACUUGUUUCAAUGGACCAAAGAGGCAAACUCAUGUUGGGAUAUUCAGACUCAGAACUUGCCGCACUGGGUGGCUAUGAUCUUGUACACUACGAUGACUUGUCAUAUAUUUCAAGUGCACAUCAAGAACUUUUAAAAACUGGAGCUUCAGGCAUGAUAGCUUACAGGUUCCAGAAAAAAGAUGGCGAGUGGCAAUGGCUACAAACCAGCUCAAGAUUAGUUUAUAAAAAUUCAAAGCCAGACUUUGUGAUAUGCACGCAUCGCCAACUGAUGGAAGAAGAAGGUCGAGAUUUGCUGGGAAAGAGAACAAUGGAUUUCAAGGCAAUUUUUCUCAAGUUUUAUUGUGACGUCAGUUAUCUCGAUACUGGUCUUUCCUCAAGCUAUUUUACCGAAGCAGAUCAACUUUUGGUGACUCCAAAUGGAACGUCGCCAUCAGCUUUAAACAGUUCAACUGGUGCAGCACCUCCAACUCAAAGGACAAAUCGUCGUUAUAAAACUCAACUGCGGGAUUUCCUUUCAACAUGUCGUUCGAAGAGAAAAGUAACAAAUGCUGGCGCAAUUCAACCGACUGGUGCAGUUCCGACUGGACAACUUUCGAGUCCUUCACCUGCUGUCGUUGACUAUAUACCGGAUCCAACUGCAGUUGCUGUAGCUUAUUCUAAUCUCAAUCCAAUGUAUUCGUCGUCUCCAGUAUCGUAUGGCGCAGGUUCAACCGAUAACAUUUAUAUGACCCAAUCGAUUCAUUCCAGUAGCUUCUAUCCAUCUGCUGAGAAUCUUUUUCACCAGUAUAGACUACAAGGUGGAUACUAUCCUGAUUAUCAUCAUCACCAUCACCAUCAUCCUUCUUCUCCCUACGUGGCAAAUGGAUUUCUACCAUACGACGGCUAUGGCCUGACAUCACCCGUCGUAAAUACAAAGGAAGAAAAAUGGCAUGAUGAGAAAUACUACAACAAUAGCAGUAACAGUGAUUUGAGUCAUUCAACGAAUGGCAGACAUAAUUUCAAUUAUGAUGGAUCAACUCAACAACCGGUUAUUCAACAUUCGCACACAAAAAACAAAACACCGAAAAGCUCUCCAAAUAAUGCAAUCGACGCUUCCUCAUCACCAAAUGAAAAUAUCAUCACAUCAAAUCGAUCGAAUCGGGCAACGCCUGAAAUUUUGUCAAUUCAACCAAAACUUGAAAAUUCACCACCUUCAAAUCGAUCUUACGAUCAAGUUCUUCAUCGACAAACAGUGAUUCAAAUGGGUAUGUGGGGCAGUGGAAAUAACCAACCAUCUGAUGAUAUGUCACCUAAUUUAGCAUUUUGCACAAACCACUUCAAAGUCAACAGAUUGAAUGCAGCUUCUAAUCAACAGCAAACAACGGCAUCUUGUAUAACAACGUAUACAUUAAGUGGAAAUCCGUCAACGUCAACAGUAAUGGCUUCCAAUGGCAAUGAUCAAGAAGACAGCCCACUGUUGUCAUUCUGUUCUGUCACAAAUACUUUGCUAAAUCAGUGA
Messenger RNA from Clunio marinus, 2362 nucleotides. The record is from the annotation of a GenBank genome assembly. Lineage: Eukaryota; Metazoa; Arthropoda; Insecta; Diptera; Chironomidae.